CUCCGAAGCUACUGGAUACAUUUUUUAAUGUAUUCCUACAGCUCUAUUAGCGUUUCACACUCCAGCCCAGCAGGUGGCGGUAAUGCACCUUAGGUUGGCUUGCAAACCGCUAAUAAACAUCAAAAGAAGAAGAAGACGCAGCAGCUACUGCAUAUAUCCGAGGAGGUAAAGGAGCCUCGCAGUUAUAGUGUACAAGAAAAACAGCUCCUAAGAUUAAAGUCUCUAUCAACAACAAAAAAAUAUUGUCCACCAUUGUGCGAUGAAGUGUUGUAACGAUUAGCAAGGUUGUUUUGGGCAUCUUGGGCGAGGAGGUUCGACUUUGAAGCUCAUAAGUUUAUAGCAUUAAUGCUAACGUUAGCGCAAUACUGUUAGCCUAGCGUGCUGUGUUAAUGUUGCGGCUCUCGGCAUUUACAUUUCCGUUGCCAACCUACGAACACUGCCGUUGGUAGUUUUGUACUGUGGUUUAUUAAGAUUCAUUUUAAGUUGCGCUUAGAUGAUUUCUGUUAUCUUACACACAAAGCUAACUGGAUGUAGUUAAUAUGUUCGUAUGCUAGUUCACAUUUGAUAACGUUGCCGAGACAGCCAGCAACUUAGGCUGGGGAGUUUCGUCUAGCUAAACACAACGGCAUUGCCGCCCACAAGCAACCUCUGCUACGAAAACAACUCAGCCUGCAGUCACGUUUGAAAUGGAGACACACAUAUCGUGCCUUUUCCCGGAGAUCCUGGCUAUUAUUUUCAGUUAUCUGGACAUUAAAGACAAAGGAAGAGUAGCCCAAGUGUGCGCGGCCUGGAGAGACGCGUCCUACCACAAGUCUGUGUGGAGGGGGGUGGAAGCCAAGCUUCAUCUGCGGCGAGCUAAUCCAUCUCUGUUCCCCAGUCUACAGACCAGGGGGAUCAAAAAAGUUCAGAUUCUCAGCCUGAGGCGAAGUCUGAGCUAUGUGAUUCAAGGGAUGCCGCAUAUCGAAAGUCUUAACCUGUGUGGAUGUUUCAACCUCACAGACAACGGACUUGGGCAUGCUUUUGUGCAGGACAUCCCCUCCCUGCGGGUGCUGAACCUCAGCCUUUGUAAACAGAUCACAGACUCCAGUCUGGGCAGGAUUGCCCAGUACCUCAAAAACCUGGAGGUGCUUGAACUUGGGGGAUGUAGCAACAUCACAAACACAGGCCUGCUACUCAUUGCCUGGGGCUUGCACAGACUUAGGAGCCUUAACCUGCGCAGCUGCAGGCACGUAUCCGAUGUGGGCAUAGGUCACCUGUCUGGCAUGACCCGCAGUGCUGCAGAGGGCUGCCUGUCUCUGGAGAAGUUAACCUUGCAGGACUGCCAGAAGCUGACUGACCUUUCUCUCAAACAUGUUUCAAAAGGCCUAAACAAGCUGAAAGUGCUCAACCUCAGCUUCUGUGGUGGAAUAUCAGAUGCAGGGAUGAUCCACCUGUCGCAUAUGACCCACCUGUGCAGUCUAAACCUACGCUCAUGUGAUAACAUCAGUGAUACAGGAAUAAUGCAUCUGGCCAUGGGCUCCCUCCAGCUGUCUGGGCUUGAUGUUUCCUUCUGUGAUAAGAUCGGGGACCAGAGCCUGGCAUACAUUGCCCAGGGAUUGUAUCAGCUCAAGUCCCUCUCUCUGUGUUCCUGCCAUAUCAGUGAUGAUGGCAUUAACAGGAUGGUACGCCAGAUGCACGAACUCAAGACUCUCAACAUUGGGCAGUGUGUGAGAAUCACUGACAAAGGGUUGGAGUUGAUAGCUGACAACCUGACCCAGCUGACAGAGAUUGAUCUGUAUGGUUGUACUAGGAUCACCAAGAGGGGUCUGGAAAGGAUAACACAGCUCCCGUGCCUUAAAGUGUUAAAUCUGGGACUGUGGCAGAUGACUGAGAGUGAGAGGGUGAGGUGAAAUCUGUUUAAUAUACACGUGUGUGAUUGUAUAUACAGUAAUGUUCAGUGGUGUACUGAGAGGCACUGCCUGUAUCCAUAGUUAAUUUUAACUUCUAUACUGUGACUAAAAACAAGGAGAGGAACUCAGCAGUGAUCACUGGAAUAAUAUUCACCUCUGCUGUAAUAUUCUACUCCUACUUUCAGUUUUGUGCUCUGAUGUACAUUGUUUAGACUCAGCCUGUGUACACUUCUUUAUCUAUCUACCUCACUCAUCAAACACAGGAGUGCCUACUAUCGCUGAAUACUGGACUACAAUGCAUACUUUUGUGACUCACAACAAGUGGAGAUUUUUAUAUUUAAUAACGAUCUCAUUGAGUAACAAUAAAUAGGCAAUUAAAUUCUUACCAGAGGCCGGACUACCUUGGAUCAAAGUUUUGAUAGAAUGGUUUUUGGCUCAUGUGUUUGUUUACUUGUGUAACCAAUAUUUUUUGUAUUGAAUGACUGUUCGCAAAGUUGUACUUCAAAUUGAAGUGGGUGGAUCACUCCUGUCUCUCUUUGUUUACCUAUGUAUAGUUGGAUACUAAAUAUUCCUGAGGAAAUAAGUAUGUAUUAGAUGUCCCAAUAUGCUACUUUGUCAAAUGUUUGUCAUCACAACUGCAGCAAGGCAUAGUAAUUAACAUUUGCCAAUGCUAUAUGCAAUACCUUAAACUUUUCUUCAGUGCUUUUUCUCCUGUGGAUCUUCCAUUGAUUGUAUUUUUAAAAAAUAUGUAAUUUAAGAUUGCUUUAUAUUCAUACGGUAGUGAUAUUUAUAAAUAAAGAUAGCAAAAUGUGUUUAA
Messenger RNA from Monopterus albus (swamp eel), 2706 nucleotides. RefSeq names its product F-box/LRR-repeat protein 14-like. Gene Ontology annotation, biological process: SCF-dependent proteasomal ubiquitin-dependent protein catabolic process. The transcript has a single exon. Gene Ontology annotation, molecular function: protein binding. NCBI's taxonomy places the organism in Eukaryota, Metazoa, Chordata, Actinopteri, Synbranchiformes, Synbranchidae. Gene Ontology annotation, cellular component: SCF ubiquitin ligase complex. The coding region runs from base 687 to 1889 and encodes 400 amino acids. The record is from RefSeq and is a predicted model, not a curated record.